AUGGUGCUCACGAAACGCUCUAGACCCCGGAAAGACAGCGACUCCGCCUCGGAUGAAUCAACCUCAGACCAAACCGAGGAGCAGCUCCGGGAAGACAGCAAAAAACUCAAGGGUGAACUGGAAGAGUUGAAGGAUGGAAAAACAGCAUGUCUUCAUAAGCAAUCUUUCUUUGCGACACGGAGAUUUCUGUUCUCUCUCGGCAUACUUUUUGGCAUUCUCUUUGGCUUCUCCUUGAUUGAUCGAACGGAUAUUGAGGGGAUGCAGGCUCAACUGCUACUCUUCAUGGAUGAAUAUGAUAUUUCUCUCCCAGCACUCCCAGACUUCGAUUUUUCUCGAGUUGAGGCCGAGUGGAUCCGACUGCGAAGCAAUAUUCCCGAGCUAUGGAAGUUCAAUCGUGAUGGGCGAGAAUUCGAGGUCGGUGAGAAGAUGGCAGAAAGAGGACUGUCAGCCGAAUAUCCCGUCAUUCUCGUUCCCGGCGUCAUCUCAACAGGACUAGAAUCAUGGUCUACUACUCCAGACUAUCGUCCUUUCUUCCGCGAGAAGUUGUGGGGAGGAUUCAAUAUGUUGAGCCAAGUUACAUUCAACCGCGAAAAGUGGAUAGCGGCAAUGAUGCUUGAUCCAAUCACCGGACUCGAUCCUUCUGAUGUUAAGAUAAGAGCCGCGCAAGGUAUAGACGCUGCUAGCAGUUUUAUUCAAGGAUACUGGAUUUGGUCCAAAAUUGUUGAGAAUCUAGCCGUCGUAAAUUACGACACCAAUAAUCUGUUUCUGGCACCAUACGACUGGCGCUUAUCCUAUUAUAAUCUGGAGGAAAGGGAUGGCUAUUUUUCAAGACUCAAGUCUGUUAUAGAGAGUUUCAAGCGGAGGGAGAGGAAGAAGACCGUUAUCGCAGCACACUCCAUGGGCGCCACGUCGUUCAUACUACUCCAGCUAAUUCCCGUGUUUACAAUCUAUUUCAAAUGGGUAGAAUCUCCCUCAUACGGCGGAGGUGGACCCACCUGGGUCGAGGAUCAUAUCGAGGCCUACAUUUCCAUCGGAGGUACUCAUCUUGGCGUGGCAAAGGCGAUGGCUGCAUUCCUAUCCGGUGAAAUGAAAGACACCGUACAAAUGAAUCCUGCCGGCUCUUAUGUGCUCGAGCGGUUUUUCUCGCGAGCAGAACGCAGGAAAUUGUUCCUCUCUUGGGCUGGAAGUGCUAGCAUGUGGAUCAAGGGUGGCGAUGCGGUAUGGGGGAAUGCUCACUUCGCGCCAGAUGAUCAGUCCGACUCAAUACAUACUCAUGGAGAGUUAGUUGCUUUCCGGGAGUCCCAGAUGCUGUCAGUGGGGAACGAUGGUGUAGGAAAUAUGACUUCAGAACAAGCCGGAACUUGGAUCCUGCAACAUACCCCUGCAACUUUCCAGAAAAUGAUGGCUACCAACUAUUCCGUUGGGAUUGAAAGAGACGAAGCGACCUUGAAGCGGAAUGAUGGCGAUCAUACGAAGUGGUCGAAUCCGCUUGAGGUUAGACUACCCAAUGCACCGUCCAUGAAAAUGUAUUGCGUUUAUGGACACGGGAAGGAAACCGAGCGUUCAUAUUGGUACGCAAGGGGUGCAUACGAACAUGACGGCAACUCUGUCGAUGGCUUGAACCCGACCUGCUCAGAUCCCGCUGAUAGUGAAUGUGUAACCGAACGACCCCCGCUAGAUAUGCCUUUGACAAGGAAAAGUUGGAUUGAUGCAGAUUAUACUAACGAGACUUUAAGUCCCAAGGUCCGUAACGGUGUCAAAAUGGGAGAAGGCGACGGGACAGUUAGUCUUCUCAGUCUUGGUGCCAUGUGUGUUGAAGGGUGGAAACGGCCACGUUGGAAUCCGGCUGGUAUCAAGGUCACUACAGUUGAACUACCGCAUCUGCCUGUUCCAUCGAUACCGCGUGGUGGAGCAAAUACGAGCGACCACGUCGAUAUCCUCGGAUCUACGGGUUUGAAUGAAAUCAUAUUGAAAGUGGCGACGGGAGUAGGCCACGAGGUGGAAGAGAAUAUCGUCUCUAAUAUCCGAGAGUAUGCAAGGCGCAUACAGUGGGAUCUUGACUAGGAGGUGGAGCUGGCGCUCAUCCUGUGACCGUGAUCUCUGGCAAGACCCAGUUUUAUAGACGUUACGCCUAUGACCGGUGGUGGUAGACUACUAUUAGUACAGGACUAGUACUUGUGAUACUUUUAAUUAUUCUGUCGAAUCUGAUUCCUUGGACGCUAG
Messenger RNA from Desarmillaria tabescens, 2223 nucleotides. RefSeq names its product phospholipid:diacylglycerol acyltransferase. NCBI's taxonomy places the organism in Eukaryota, Fungi, Basidiomycota, Agaricomycetes, Agaricales, Physalacriaceae. Bases 1 to 2064 code for a protein of 687 amino acids. The transcript has 19 exons. Gene Ontology annotation, molecular function: phospholipid:diacylglycerol acyltransferase activity. The record is from RefSeq and is a predicted model, not a curated record. Gene Ontology annotation, biological process: lipid storage; triglyceride biosynthetic process. Gene Ontology annotation, cellular component: perinuclear endoplasmic reticulum; cytoplasm.